Trichoplax adhaerens is the source of this 1167-nucleotide messenger RNA. RefSeq lists its product as uncharacterized. Gene Ontology annotation, cellular component: heteromeric SMAD protein complex. Gene Ontology annotation, molecular function: DNA-binding transcription factor activity, RNA polymerase II-specific; I-SMAD binding; RNA polymerase II cis-regulatory region sequence-specific DNA binding. Bases 1 to 1167 code for a protein of 388 amino acids. The transcript has 7 exons. NCBI's taxonomy places the organism in Eukaryota, Metazoa, Placozoa, Uniplacotomia, Trichoplacea, Trichoplacidae. Gene Ontology annotation, biological process: transforming growth factor beta receptor signaling pathway; cell differentiation; anatomical structure morphogenesis. The record is from RefSeq and is a predicted model, not a curated record.
AUGCCAUCAGUUGUCAAGGAACUGUUAGGUUGGAUCAAGGCUGAUAAAGAGGAUAAAUGGUCGGAAAAAGCUAUAAAGUCGUUAGUCAAGAAAUUAAAACGUAACGGCGGCCUCAAUGAAUUACUCAAUGCUAUAUCGACGCAAUCUUCUGCUACGAAGUGUAUUCGUAUAAGGCGUAGUUUAGAUGGACGAUUGCAAGUAUGUCAGAAGAAGGGUCUACCCCAUGUUAUCUACUGUCGAUUAUGGCGUUGGCCCGAUCUGCAGAGCUGCUAUGAGUUAAGAGCUAUUGAGACAUGCGAAUAUGCUUUCACUUUGAAAAAGGAUGAAGUCUGCGUCAAUCCAUAUCAUUACCAAAGGGUGGAAACACCCGCAUUACGCCCUGUCCUUGUACCAAAGGUAACACCUGCUGCUAUGCAAGAUAAUACCAACCCACCUCCAAGUUACCCAGCUUCACAAGAUAGUUCAAGCUCUUAUAUGGACCAUAGCUUUAUAGGUAACAUACAAAGAUUAUACAGAAUUAUACCCUUUACAUUCUGGUUAAUGAAUGAUGCUCAGUUAGUAACUUACACAGAGCCUGAAAACUGGUGUUCAAUUGCAUACUAUGAACUAAAUACGCGAAUUGGUGAAUAUUGGAAUGCCUUCCAGCCAACGCUUAUAAUAGAUGGAUUUACAGAUCCUUCAAAUUCUGAGCGAUUCUGUUUAGGGCUGCUGUCGAAUGUAAAUCGCGAUCCUACCGUCGAAAUGACUAGACGAGAAAUUGGUAAAGGUGUCCGUUUAUGUUACGUUCAUGGUGAAGUCUUCGCAGAGUGCUGUAGUAAGCAUGCAGUUUUCGUUCAAAGCCCGAAUUCAAAUAGACGCUACGGUUGGCAUCCGGCAGCUGUUUGUAAAAUACCUCCUGGAAGCUCUUUAAGAAUAUUUAAUAGCCAAGAAUUUGCUAAUCUUCUUUCUCAGUCGGUGACACAAGGUUAUGAAGCCGUUUACCACCUUUCUCAUAUGUGUAUUAUCCGUAUGAGCUUUGUUAAGGGUUGGGGCGCUCAGUAUAAACGUCAAACUGUUACCAGCACUCCUUGUUGGAUAGAAAUUAGAUUAAACGGUCCUUUACAUUGGUUGGAUAAAGUUCUUUCUCAGAUGGAUUCUCCAGAUAGGCCAAUUUCUUCACAAUCUUAG